This is a messenger RNA of Punica granatum (pomegranate), 2775 nucleotides long. The record is from RefSeq and is a predicted model, not a curated record. Lineage: Eukaryota; Viridiplantae; Streptophyta; Magnoliopsida; Myrtales; Lythraceae.
UCUCUCUCUCUCUCUCUCUGCCCCCUCCAUUUUUGCAGCAUUUGGGUUUUUUUUUUUUUUGGGAGGUCGCUUUGGGUUCAUCCCCCUUUCCCGGUUUCAUUCAAGAUUGUCGAUUUCCAGAUUCAAAGUUGACGAACGCAGCUACGUGGCUGCUGGGGUCAUCGUGCCCAGAUUCGGUGUUCGGGUGUCGGGCUCCGCCGGUGUGGGGAAAAUCCGAUUUCGGUGCAGACGAUGUUGUCUGGUUAAGGUUGACUAAAUGUUCAGGGAAGGAAUCGGUGUGUUUGGAUUGAGAAAGGUGUGAGGCUAUAGCUGAUAAGGUAUUGGUUACAACCACAAGGAAGUAAUAAGUCGUGGUUUCAUUUCGAUGGAGCCGCUUCUGAUUGCCACUGAUGCAAUGGAGUAUGGCUCGGACCUUGAGGUUGAUGAUAUUAGGGUUGAUAAUAUGGGGGAGAGGGAUGUGAGUGAUGAAGAGAUCGAGGCUGAAGAGUUGGCGAAGAGGAUGUGGAAAGAUCGAAUCAAACUCAAGAGGAUCAGGGAAAGGCAGAAGAUUGCCGCCCAGGAAGCAGCGGAGAAGCAGAAGCCCAAGCAAACUUCAGAUCAGGCACGUAGGAAGAAGAUGUCCAGGGCCCAGGAUGGUAUCCUUAAGUACAUGCUGAAGCUGAUGGAAGUGUGCAAAGCGCGGGGAUUCGUAUACGGCAUAAUCCCUGAGAAGGGCAAGCCAGUGAGUGGAGCUUCUGACAACAUCAGGGCUUGGUGGAAGGAGAAGGUGAAGUUCGACAAGAACGGGCCUGCAGCCAUCGCCAAGUAUGAGGCAGAGUGUUUGGCCAUGGGAGAGGCGGACUGCAACCGCAAAGGGAGCUCUCAGAGUACCCUUCAGGACCUGCAGGACGCUACCCUGGGCAGCCUGCUGUCAUCCUUGAUGCAACAUUGCGACCCGCCUCAGAGAAAGUACCCAUUGGAGAAGGGUAUCCCGCCUCCAUGGUGGCCCACAGGAAACGAGGAUUGGUGGGUGAAGUUAGGACUAACAUAUGGGCAAAGUCCUCCAUACAAGAAGCCGCACGAUCUCAAGAAGAUGUGGAAGGUCGGUGUUUUAACAGCCGUGAUCAAGCACAUGUCCCCUGAUAUCGCUAAGAUAAGGAGGCAUGUUCGCCAAUCAAAGUGCCUGCAGGACAAGAUGACAGCAAAAGAGAGUGCCAUUUGGUUGGGAGUUCUAAGCCGAGAAGAGUCACUUAUUCAGCAACCGAGCAGCGAUAACGCAACCUCAGGCAUAACCAAGUCCCCACCCGGUGGCUUCUGUCAGAAAAAGCGGGCUACUGUUAGUAGCGAUAGCAACUAUGACGUUGAUGGUGGUGUUGAUGUGGGUUCUGUCUCGUCUAAAGAGAACCCAAAUACUCAACAAGUGGAGAGUUUGCCUAGUGCACAAAAUCCUGGAACUAACCCUAAGGUUUCCCCAGAUAAAGAGCAACAAGGAAAGCGGCCAAAGAGAAAAAGGUCCCGCGUGCAAACAGGCUCUUCUGAUCAGCCACGUGCUGUUGUGCCCAUCAAUGCCCAUGUGGGUCCUGAGCAGAGGAACGGAUUCCCUGACAUGAACCAUGCUGAUGUGCCGUUACUGGAUUACCAGAUGCACGGAGCGCAACAGGAAAACAGUGCUGUCGCAGGUGUAAGGUUGCUGCCAGGAAAAGAUAUUGCAGGGCAUUCCCAGUCCCAAGUACCAGGAUUCGAGCACAACCACUUCCCUGCCCUUCCUUCUACUGAUAUAAUCCCGACGCAGAGCAUGUAUGUUGGUGGAACUCCUUUGGUGUAUCCCCCAACACAAAAUUUCUCAUAUGGUUCAGCUGGCUACAGUAAUUUCUACGGUGGGCCUGGAGAAAGCAGGACAGAUCAAAUUGGGCAGCAGCAGCAGCAACCUCAAGUGGAGCUUAAUGUGCCCCAGAUCAAUAGACCUGAGAAUGAUGGAAGUGGAACACAUCUCACAGCUAUGCAGAGAGUCGGGAAUGAGAUUCCUGGAGUGGAGCUGCAGCCAUAUGCGAAAGAAAUGUUUCAGGUUGAUAAGGAUACCGGGCCUUUCGAUAACUUUGGGUCCCCUCUCAAUAGCCUUUCGCUGGAUUUCAGAGGUCCCGACAGCCCAUUCCCUUCGGUUGAUGCAAUGGCUGCUUUUGAUGACAUCAUGCUGGAGGACGACCUGAUCAAAUACUUUGCAGCAUAGAAGUUAUCAAUCCAUAGAUUAGAUUGGACUGUAGAAAGGGCAGAAUUGUUGCUGACAUGGCAGAAUGAUAGUUUGCUAACCUUUGGAUGGAUAACGGUAUAGGGGUCAGUCAAGUCAAGUUAUAAUCUGUGUUAUCUCUAGAUGGCCCGGAAGAAUGAGGAAGAAGAUCAUUACUUGUUGACCAUGCGGGCCUGUGGUUCUUCGGCUCUGUUUCGAGCCAGUAGGUGAGUAAAUUGAGGGAGUCGUUUGUAAAUGGGUCAAAUUGUUGGAAACAAAGGGUAAAUGGAAAGGUCCAUUUACAAGCAAAUAACUCUGUUUGUUUGUUCACCUUCAUCAACAUGUGCAUAUUUGUAUUGGUUAGGUUUUCAUGUACUUGUUCUAUGCCUCAUUUAUUAUUCAUCAGUUAUUGGUUUAGAUUAAGGAGAUGAUGGUGUCACUGCACCUAAGCAGCUUUGCCAAUGAUCGGGGAGUUUUGUGGUACUUCGUGUUGAUAAUUCUGACGGAAAAAUAAUCAUAAGCAAGCAUUUGUUGUUGCGAUUUUUAAUGAGGAAUUCGUUUUUUUCAUCACA